Messenger RNA from Tetrahymena thermophila SB210, 921 nucleotides. RefSeq names its product normocyte-binding protein, putative. The record is from RefSeq and is a predicted model, not a curated record. NCBI's taxonomy places the organism in Eukaryota, Ciliophora, Oligohymenophorea, Hymenostomatida, Tetrahymenidae. The transcript has a single exon.
AACAAUAAAAUUAAAUAAAAAAAGCAUAACCUCAUUCAGAGAUUCUAAAAGAAAACUGCAAUAAAUAAACAAAUAAUAAAUUAAAAAGUUCAGUCAAAUAAGUAAUAAAAAAUAUCAAUAAAGGUAAAGAAAAUGAAUAACUCAGGAUAUAUCUCAAACAGCACUCAAAUCACUAACUAGAGCUAAAUAGAUCGUGUUUAAAAGGUUUUCGAUCGUAUCAACAAUAUCCAAAACAGUAUCGAAGGUGAAAAGCAAAGCAGAUUUACUGUUAUUACUCAACUCAUAUUAUAAUUCGAGCAAACUCUUAACGAAUUAAGCGCCCGUAAAGAAGAAAAAUUUGAAAAUUUAGCUGAAAAACUCCGCAAGUUGGAAGAAGCUAUUGUUGAAGAAUCUGAGAAAUCUGAGACAUAAGAUAAUGAUUCUCAACGUGAAUUAAUUAACUUAGAAAAAAAUUGCAAGCGUCUUCUUGAACUUAAUAGCAAGGAGCGUGUUGAAAGUGAAAAGAAGCUUGCUCAGCGCAUUGCUUAGCAAUUCGAAGCUCUCACUGUCGAUAUUAAUAAAGAAGCUUAAGCUUAAAUGACAUCUCAUGGCUACCUUGAUACCUACCUUAAUGAGGAUCUCCCUCGUUUGAAGGAUGAAUUAAGCUAUGAAAUUUAAUAACGUCAAGAAGUUGAACAAAAAAUUCAUAGUCAAUUUAUGGAUAGAAUUUCUGAACUAAAGGAGAUAUUUGAACGUGAACGCAAGGAAAGAGAAAUUAAGGAAGAAUAGCUUGUUGUUUUCCUUAAAGAGCUCUCUCACCGCACAUAAGACAACCUUGUCCGUAUUAAAAGAGAUAGAGAAAGAAAUGAAGAAUAAAUUGUUACCUUAAUUGAAAGUGUUAUUGAAAAAUUGAAGAAAGAAAUGGUUGAGCUCGAAUUGUGA